Molecule: messenger RNA, 781 nt
Organism: Drosophila subobscura
Lineage: Eukaryota; Metazoa; Arthropoda; Insecta; Diptera; Drosophilidae
Exons: 3
Coding region: 1-690 (229 amino acids)
Source: RefSeq, a predicted model, not a curated record
AUGUUGCACAGUGCUCCGACCUACCUGUGGCUCUGGCUCUGCCUCACCGCGAUCUGCAGCCUCUCUUUGGUAGCGGGCCACACGAAGACCUUAGAUGAAACCAAUGUCAGCAGCUGGAACAGCAGCUACAGUCACAGUCAUAGCACGCUGAGUCGCUCCAAGCGAGUGGCCAUAUUCGAUGGUCAAGGAGUAGUCAAGUUCGUGCCCAGCUUGGCUUAUCCCGUGAAGCAAGUGGAUAAGGAGCAAUCCUUCUGGUGGUUCUUCAACUUUCAGUGCCAAUGGAUACCCACAACAAUCCCACUCUACUGGUGGAGCUUCUGGAACACCACAGCCUUUGUGUCCACAGCGCGUGAGUGGCGCAAGGAUAUGCAAACGAAGCUGCUGCACGAUGAGGCGCGCGCUUGGGUGUACGAUGCCAUAGAAACGGGCAUGGAGCAAUUGGAUGCCAAAAACGGCGGCGCUUGCCUGCUGCGCAGCAUCUGUGAGAUCUCACAGCGGCCCUUUCAGAACAGCAACAUUUUCAGCGAGAUACUCAAUGCGGUGUUGGUCCCCACGCUGGACAAUGUCUCGGACAAAUAUCUGCACGCGCGGGAUGCAGGUCUCGCUGGUGCGGACUGUCGCAGAACCUACAGCGAGUGCAGUCCGUUACUCUGGACACUCGUCACGAACAUGGCCAAGAAUCCCUUCUAAAUAAAGUCUACAAAAAUCCCUGCUUAAGUUCGCAACUUUCCUUUAUUUAUUCCAUGUAAAAACCCACAGAUCCAGACCUUGCUCCGUUAAU